Messenger RNA from Solanum lycopersicum (tomato), 1320 nucleotides. Its product is annotated as annexin D3-like. The record is from RefSeq and is a predicted model, not a curated record. Gene Ontology annotation, molecular function: calcium-dependent phospholipid binding; calcium ion binding. Gene Ontology annotation, cellular component: cytoplasm. NCBI's taxonomy places the organism in Eukaryota, Viridiplantae, Streptophyta, Magnoliopsida, Solanales, Solanaceae.
UCAAAACCGAAAUUCUUAUUUAUUAGUAUUAAUUAAAAUGAUCUUCCUAUAAUAAACAACUUGCUAAUUUUCACUUCAUUUUUUGUGAUUUAAUCUAAAGAAAGCUAAACAAGAAAUGGGCAGUCUCUUAAUACCAGAUUUUGUUCCUUCUCCAAUCCAAGAUGCUGAAACACUCAGAAAGUCCUUCAAACAACAUUUUCUCGGACUGGGAACUGAUGAGAAGGCGAUAAUAACGGUUUUAGGACAUAGAGAUGCAAGCCAGAGGAAGAAGAUUAAAGAAGCAUAUCAGCAGCUAUAUAACAAAUCUCUAAUGGAUGAUCUUCAUUCUGAAUUAUCUGGUGAUUUCAAGAAAGCAGUGAUCCUCUGGACAUAUGAUCCUCCUGAAAGGGAUGCGAGACUAGCGAAUGAGGUUUUACAGUCAUGGAUACAUGACGUUAACUGUUUACAAGUGAUAGUCGAGAUCGCCUGUGCAUCAACUCCUGAUCAUCUGGUUGCUGUGAGACAAACAUAUUGUGCUCUCUUUAGCUGUUCACUUGAAGAGGAUAUCAUAGCUCGUGUUUCUCUUCCUGUCCAAAAGGAUAUAACGAAUUGUGGCGAAGGUCUUUUGGAAUCUAUGUUGAAAGUGGUUAUCUGGUGCAUAAACUCCCCAGAGAAGCAUUUUGCUGAGGUCGUAAAGGUCUCCACUGAUGGACUAGGAACUAAUGAGGAUUCUCUGAGUAGAGCCAUUGUUACUAGAGCUGAAAUUGAUAUGAUCAAAGUGAAGGAAGAAUAUCUCAAAAUGAAGGAUACUGCUCUUGAAUAUGCAACAGCUAAUGAUACAUCAGGUUACUACAGGGAGUUUUUGAUGACCCUGCUUGGUGCCAAUAACAGUAGUUUGUAGUGUUUGUAUCUGCUUAUCGUUGGUGAUAUUGUCAUUUAACUUUGUUUGCUUUUAUUAGAUCCUUGUGGACCAGCCCUUCUCUUCGAGUUUUCUUUUUUUUGCUUUGAAGUUGAUGAUGAAUCAGUAGCGGUGAGGGUGAUCUUUGAUAUUAGUAUUUGUGUUACAUAUCAUUUAGAAGAAAGAAUGAUUGUUUACCUUAAUUAUGAUUUGACACUUUGUUUGAAUAAAUUGUUGGUUAUUGUGUUCAUAAAAAUAAAAUAUUAUUACAGAGUUUGAACAAAAAUUAUUAAAUUUUGGUGAACCAUCUCUGAUAAAUUGAUUCACUCCAAAGCAUGUUACAAAUUGUUCAUUCUACCACACUAUUAUAACAACUAAGAGUCAAUUAAAUUUAUGCCACAAGAACAUUUUGAAGUACAAAAAACGAAGUGUAACAUUGAUUA